AUGGAAGAUGAGGAGGAGGAGCAGGAGGAGGAAGAUGAGCCAGCACCGCCGCCCCCCAAACCAGCCCUUCGAAAAAGCAAGCCCGACCCAGAGCCAAAAGCAGCCCGUACCAAGCCAGCCACUCCGCCUACCGGAUCCGACUCUAAGAGUGCAGAGAAAUCCGCAGAGACGCUCCACGUGACCCCGAAGAAUUUGGACAAACAGUUCCAAGAUGAGGAAGCUAAGGAACCCAAAGAAGCCUUCAAGCUGAAACGCAUGGACUCCUUGAUGCCACAUGGCUACGUGUCCUGCAGGACUCUGCUUCGAGGCAUCAACAUCACGAACAAGAUGGCCGACUCAGGCCGACUUGCCUCGCCCCAGCCCAGCAAUGAGGAGAACAUCGCUGAUUUGCUUGAGGGGAUGAGUGACUCCGCCUCACAAGUGGUGGUGGAGUCUGCGAGCAAGGGCCAGAUGGCAACCAUGCUUCAAGAGCUUGUGGCACAAAAUGCUCAGAUGAAGAAAGCCCUGGCGGCUGUGCCGCCUGGGCCGGGUGCUAAAGGGGCCGAGGCUGACCCGGAGGCCAAAGAAAUCCAGGAGGAGCUAAAAGCACAACUCGCUUCCCAGGAGGAGCAGGAGGAUAAGGGUGAUGAAGAAGCUGAUGAUUAUGAUGAAGGGGAGGAGGAGGAAGCCGAGGAGGACGAGGAAAACGAAAAAGAAUCCAUUGUCACGCCGGCCCCGAAAGCGGCAAAGACCCCUCCUUCCAUCACCCCGCCGCCCUCACAGGCCCCAAACGAAGUGGACUUAGGGGAAUUCGCCCAUGCCAAGAGCAGCACCCACCGCAAGGAGUGGAUGGCGUUUGGGAGGAGAAUGGAGUCUGAGGAUGCACCCAGAAAGUUCCCCCAACUCGCUGCCGUUUGGGACAGCAGCAAAGAGGAGAAGUUGAAGGUUUUUCGCCGAUGGCUCGCCAACGAGAAAGACUUUGGAAAGACGAAGAUUGAAGCGGCUGUUCGGAAACCGAACAACUCCGUUCCUGACGAAGAUUGCCCGGACGACCCAGCAUCGCCCGAGCUGGCAGAUGCCAUGCUGGGCAAUCCUGUUAUGGCAGCUAUCCGGGCAUCCUCGGCUACUUCCAGGGAAGUGAAGCGGGAGCUCGGUGCCGCUUCAGUGGCCCUGGACCUUCCGAAGAAGCACGAGCUGCGACUCAAGAUGCAAAAGCAUGAGGCUGAACUGAAAGAGCAGCUUGAGCUGUUGAAGGAGUUCGAGGACCUAGACAAAGACGAGGAUCAGAAGGAAGCCCUAGCCACAGCCGAGAUCGCCGAGAACAUUGGCCGUGGCUACUCCUCCAUCCGGAAUGCUGGUGGUAUCGGAGAUGCUUAUGAUAGCGACUUGCUCAGGAAUAUCAGGGAGCCUGAUGUGCACAACAGGGCUAGGAUCAAAGCUAUCGUGGACACGGGGCAUUUGCACACCUUAGUUCUCCGCUUGCACGCCUUCGUCACGGCCUUCCGCGGCGACUGGAAGGCCCUUAAGCAGGCGUUCAACUUUGACAGAUAUGCAGACCGCGACGAGAUCUGCUGGAUGUGCUGUGCAACCAAAGGCCUGGAUGCCAACACUUUGCACCUUGGGUACACUAAUGUGAACACCGAUGCACCAUAUUGGGAGACCAUGUAUCAGAGCCCGCCGUGGCAAUUCAGCCCCGCCUUUACGUACCUGACUGUGGAGCAGCAACGCAACAAAGAGUUUUUCGGGCAGCUUUUCAUGAAGAGCUACCGGUUGAUGGCA
Symbiodinium necroappetens is the source of this 1758-nucleotide messenger RNA. NCBI's taxonomy places the organism in Eukaryota, Dinophyceae, Suessiales, Symbiodiniaceae. The record is from the annotation of a GenBank genome assembly.